AUGUCCACUCCGACCAACUCCAGCAAGCCAUUUCAAGGGUCCUGUCACUGCGGCAAGAUUCAGUACAUUGCCUACCUCACGCUUCCGCCCAAGUCUUUCGAUCCAGCGACGUCUCCUAGUACAUCCAUUCGGAUCUACAAGUGCAACUGCUCCACUUGUGUUAAGCUAGGCAUGUUCCACCUUCGUCUCGAAGAUUCGCCCAGAGACUUCCUUGUUCUUUCGCCCUUGAAUUUUGAGGAUCCAGGUGUGCUCGGAGACUAUAGAACCUUUGCCGGAGAAUACCAUUGGUACUUCUGUAACGAGUGCGGCGUGAGGUGUUUUGCAUUUGCGGGCGCUGACGGAAAGGGCGGAAGGGGCGGAGAAGUCAUCGAAAUUGACAUGGAAGCGGUUGGAGAUGGUGGCAAGAAGACAAUCAAAGUUUGGAGACCACUUCGAAAGGGAUGGGUGGAGGGCAAAGUUGGCUACCUGUCCAUCAAUGCGACGACGCUGGAGCAGGAUCAGGAAGGCCUGGACUUGAGAGAUUGGGCGGAAAAGGGGUAUAUUUAUUAUAUUGAUUGCAAGGAGCGAGUCGAAAGUGACCAGUAUGGACGGCCACACGCAGGAGGAAUCUACUGA
Molecule: messenger RNA, 615 nt
Organism: Ramularia collo-cygni
Lineage: Eukaryota; Fungi; Ascomycota; Dothideomycetes; Mycosphaerellales; Mycosphaerellaceae
Exons: 1
Coding region: 1-615 (204 amino acids)
Molecular function (GO): carbon-sulfur lyase activity
Source: RefSeq, a predicted model, not a curated record